This is a messenger RNA of Onychostoma macrolepis, 2349 nucleotides long. Its product is annotated as oxysterol-binding protein-related protein 1. The coding region runs from base 1 to 1317 and encodes 438 amino acids. The record is from RefSeq and is a predicted model, not a curated record. Gene Ontology annotation, cellular component: cytosol; intracellular membrane-bounded organelle; membrane. Lineage: Eukaryota; Metazoa; Chordata; Actinopteri; Cypriniformes; Cyprinidae. The transcript has 12 exons. Gene Ontology annotation, molecular function: cholesterol binding.
AUGUCAGGGGACAGUAGCCAGGGUGACAAAACCCAGUGCAAUGGAGUCAAAAAUCACAGGUCAGCUCUUCCUGCUGCAAUGUUCCCACGAAACAAUGUCAGUAUGUGGAGCGUUCUCAAAAAAUGCAUUGGGAUGGAACUGUCUAAAAUCACAAUGCCAGUGAUUUUUAAUGAGCCUUUGAGUUUUCUUCAGAGAUUGACUGAAUACAUGGAGCACACAUACCUCAUCCAGAAGGCCAGCGCUUCACAAGACUCCAUCCACAGAAUGAAGUGUGUGGCAGCUUUUGCUGUGUCAGCUGUGGCCUCACAGUGGGAGAGGACGGGAAAACCCUUCAACCCGCUGCUCGGAGAAACCUACGAGCUGCUCAGAGAGGAUCUGGGGUUCAGAUGGGUCUCUGAGCAGGUCAGUCAUCAUCCACCGGUCAGUGCCUUCCACGUCGAGGGCAUUAAGAACGACUUCAUGUUUCAUGGCUCCGUUUACCCAAAACUCAAAUUCUGGGGAAAGAGUGUGGAGGCCGAACCGCGUGGAAUCAUCAGCCUAGAGCUUCCUCUCCACAAUGAAGCCUACACCUGGACCAACCCGACCUGCUGUGUUCAUAACAUUAUCAUGGGACAACUGUGGAUUGAGCAAUAUGGAAAUGUUGAAAUUAUUAAUCAUAAAACUGGGGAAAGAUGUUGUUUGACUUUCAAGCCGUGUGGCAUCUUUGGAAAAGAGUUACAUAAAGUGGAAGGAUACAUUCUUGAUAAAAGCAAAAAAAAGAUCUGUGCUCUGUAUGGCAAGUGGACGGAGUGUUUGUAUUCUGUGGAUCCAGCGACAUUUGAUGCUCACAGAAAAUCUGACACAAAGCGCUCUGAGAAGGACAGGAAGGGAAGCACACAGAGCAAUAAUGCGGAUGAGGAGCCGGAUGAAAUGCCUCCUCCAGAAGCCGAGACAGUGCAGGUGAUUCCAGGGAGUGAGCUGAUCUGGAGGAUAUCACCGCGGCCACAUAACUCCGGAAAAUACUAUGCUUUCACAUCAUUCGCUCUGCAGUUGAAUGAGCUGGACACAGAGAUGGAGCGAGUUCUUCCACAGACAGACUGUCGUCUGAGACCUGAUAUCAGAGCCCUGGAGAAUGGAGACAUAGAUGCAGCCAGUGCAGAGAAGAACAGACUGGAGGAAAAACAACGAACGGCUCGGAAAAAUCGCUCCAAAUCAGACGAGGAAUGGAAAAUAAGGUGGUUUCAUCAGGGGCCAAACCCUUACACCGGAGCCCCAGACUGGCUCUACACCGGCGGCUACUGGGACAGGAACUACUCACACCUGCCUGACAUAUACUGACCUCAAACUACUGCAAACAUCUGGGGGAAUGAAGCGCCCUGCUGCUCUGGAACUGCAGCUGAGUCUAUAUUAUAAAUGAGUGUCCGUUUUGGUGCUACACCAUGAUUAUGACACAGUUAAAGUAAUCAUGACAUACAGUAAGAGCACAAGAUCUAACCUGAGCUUUAUCUUUUAGCCCAUUCAAGUGUAGUAUUCAUUUAUAUAAAACAUUCAAAUAUAACAAUAGAUAUGUGAAAUAAUGUGUGUAACGUCACAAGAAUUUAUUGAAAACAUUUGGAACAUUUAAACCUCAAACGUUUUAAUUUUUAUGGAACCUUUUAAACAAUUAAUAUGGAUUAUUUUCAUACAACUAGAUAUAGAACUGAUUUGAAUAGAUUAGAGUCUACAUUAAAAGAAAGAAUGAUUCACAUCCAGUCAAAUGUGCCUGGAUGAAACAUAAAUAUCCUGAAAACAAAUAUGUUGAAAAUAUGAAGAGUUCUGAUGUAAAAUCCUGUAAAUCCAUUUUUUCUUUCAAAAUUAGCUUUAGCUUUUUUUUUUUUUUUUAAAUCAGGCUCCUACGAAAAUAUAUAUGUAAAAAAAUAAUAAUAAGGCAUUCAAUAACUGACUAAUAACCUUUUCUUUGCCAUUAAAGUGAAUUUACUGAAUCUAAACAUAGGAGCCUCUUAAAAAUGCUAAUUUAAAAGAAAAAAGUCUUCAUGUAUGGUGCGCAAAUAUUCUAAUCAACUCUUAAAAUACUGAAUUUUGAAAAGUUUUGCUGAAGGGUGUUUUGGAAGCUCACAAUAAAUCUGCUUGUGUUUGACAAAGACGGUACUCUGCAGCAUUCAUGCAUCAAAUUGCUCUUUAAAGAUUCAAAUAUUUGUGGUUUGACAUCAGCAGGUUUGCUAAAUGUCUUAAAGAGGGAAAUAAAAUGAAUAUUUUGGAAAAUGGGCUCUUUGUUGUGUACAUAUCUAUUAAACAGCUGCGCCCUGAAAAAUGCACAUUCUAUCAUGUAAACACUAUAUUUCUCAUUCCACAUAACACUUUUUUACUGUU